AUGGAGCGCGCGCCGCCCGACGGGCCGCUGAACGCGUCGGGGGCGCUGGCGGGCGAGGCGGCGGCUGCGGGCGGGGCGCGCGGCUUCUCGGCCGCCUGGACCGCGGUGCUGGCCGCGCUCAUGGCGCUGCUGAUCGUGGCCACGGUGCUCGGCAACGCGCUGGUCAUGCUCGCCUUCGUGGCCGACUCGAGCCUCCGCACCCAGAACAACUUCUUCCUGCUCAACCUCGCCAUCUCCGACUUCCUCGUGGGGGCCUUCUGCAUCCCACUCUAUGUGCCCUACGUGCUGACCGGCCGCUGGCCCUUUAGCCGGGGUCUCUGCAAGCUGUGGCUGGUGGUGGACUAUCUGCUGUGCACCUCCUCUGUCUUCAACAUUGUGCUCAUCAGCUACGACCGCUUCCUGUCGGUCACCCGCGCUGUGUCCUACCGGGCCCAGCAGGGCGACACCCGGCGGGCGGUGCAGAAGAUGGUGCUGGUGUGGGUGCUGGCCUUCCUGCUGUACGGGCCGGCCAUCCUGAGCUGGGAGCACCUGUCCGGCGGCAGCUCCAUCCCCGAGGGCCACUGCUACGCCGAGUUCUUCUACAACUGGUACUUCCUCAUCACGGCCUCCACGCUGGAGUUCUUCACGCCCUUCCUCAGCGUCACGUUCUUCAACCUGAGCAUCUACCUGAACAUCCAGAGGCGCACCCGCGUCCGGCUGGACGGGGCACGUGACCCCGAGCCCGCGCCCGAGGCCCAGCCCUCCCCGCCGCCGGCCGCGCCCGGCUGCUGGGGCUGUUGGCACAAGGGGCGAGGGGAGGCCGUGCCGCUGCACAGGUACGGGGUCGGGGUGGGCGAGGCAGCCCCCGGCGCCGAGGCCGGGGAGGCGGCCCUGGGGGGCGGCAGCGGCGGGGGCGCCGCGGCCUCGCCCACCUCCAGCUCUGGCAGCUCCUCCCGGGGCGCAGAGCGGCCGCGCUCGCUCAAGCGGGGCUCCAAGCCGUCGGCGUCCUCCGCGUCGCUGGAGAAGCGCAUGAAGAUGGUGUCCCAGAGCAUCACCCAGCGCUUCCGGCUGUCGCGGGACAAGAAGGUGGCCAAGUCGCUGGCCGUCAUCGUGAGCAUCUUCGGGCUCUGCUGGGCCCCGUACACGCUCCUGAUGAUCAUUCGGGCCGCCUGCCACGGCCACUGCGUCCCUGACUACUGGUACGAGACGUCCUUCUGGCUGCUGUGGGCCAACUCGGCCGUCAACCCGGUCCUCUACCCCCUCUGCCACUAUAGUUUCCGACGAGCCUUCACCAAGCUGCUCUGCCCCCAGAAGCUCAAGAUCCAGCCCCACGGCUCCCUGGAGCGCUGCUGGAAGUGAGCGGCCCUUCACGGCCAGGGGGGCCGCCGGGGGGGCCCUCCCACUGCCACGCCCCCAGCUCUGGUCUCCUGGUCGGGCCCCUGGCCACCGGCCGCCCCAGGGGGCCACGCCUUGUCUCCAGCGCACCCUAAAUGCCGCGCAGCACCUCUUAGACCAUCCGCCUGCGGUGGAGGCAGCUUGGCGGGCUGGCCAGGGUGGCCCUUGUGCCUGAAUGGGAAUGUGGACGCCCCCCCGCCCCCAGACGCUAGCUGCCCCCCAGGGGGAGCAAUCCCCGCCCUGCUGCCCACCCUCCACAGACGGUCUGACGGCCAGUGUCCACCGUUUGCACAGUUACUGCUUGGUGUCCUUCCCGAAGCAAGUGACGCAGCAGUCUGCCCCCGCACGUGCGCACACCUGCACACUGUCCCCCCGCAAACGAGCCUGGGCCGUUGGCUCCGCUGCUGUGUGUCCCCUGCUCAAGCCCAGGCACCAGCAACUUCAUCCCUCCGCCUCCAACCCCCUCUGCCCCCAAAGUGUCGAGUGCCCCCCGGGAACCUCGCGGCCGUUCUCUGCUCUUCCAUUCCGGGUGUUUCAGGAAGAUGAAGAAGAAAACACGUCCGUGAACUCCAUGUUCCUUGGCUGUUUAAUCAAGAGAGACAAAAUUGCUGAGGAGCUCAGGGCUGGAUUGGCAGGUGUGGGCUCCCACGCCCUCCUUCCUCGCGCUGCUGCUUCCGGCUGAGCUGCGCCAGCUGCUUCUGCCCACCCCGCCCCCGGGCUCGGGGUGCUGAGCCCUGACUGGCGGCUCCGAGAGCGGCCGGAGUCCCGGACGCCUGCUUGUCCAGAGGCUGCCCCUCCCGCCCCACCUGCUCGACCAGCUUCCUUGGGCUGAGGGGUGGGAGGGGGACUGGCCAUGUCCCGAGGGUCCCGAGGCUUCUGCAGGGCAGCCUGAGGAGACCGGGGUCCCCGGGGCGUGCCCAGUGGAGGGGCCGUUAGUUCGCCACGUCCUGUGCACCCCGUCGGCGCUCUGCAUGCUCCGCUCCCCGCGUGCCCGCUGCCUGCCCUGCAGACUUCGAGGUCACAGUAAAGUGUAU
Molecule: messenger RNA, 2408 nt
Organism: Nyctereutes procyonoides (raccoon dog)
Lineage: Eukaryota; Metazoa; Chordata; Mammalia; Carnivora; Canidae
Gene: HRH3
Product: histamine receptor H3
Exons: 3
Coding region: 1-1338 (445 amino acids)
Biological process (GO): adenylate cyclase-activating adrenergic receptor signaling pathway
Cellular component (GO): membrane
Molecular function (GO): histamine receptor activity
Source: RefSeq, a predicted model, not a curated record